This is a messenger RNA of Sciurus carolinensis (gray squirrel), 2395 nucleotides long. RefSeq names its product cytochrome P450 4V2. Bases 624 to 1670 code for a protein of 348 amino acids. The transcript has 7 exons. Gene Ontology annotation, molecular function: monooxygenase activity; oxidoreductase activity, acting on paired donors, with incorporation or reduction of molecular oxygen; heme binding. The record is from RefSeq and is a predicted model, not a curated record. Lineage: Eukaryota; Metazoa; Chordata; Mammalia; Rodentia; Sciuridae.
CCAGAGACUGAGUUUCAACCCGGAUGUGUCUUUGUUUCAGUUUUGAAACAGACUGCUAGAAAGAACCGAAAUCCCUCCAACGCUCAGCAGCGGGGUCACCUCAUCCCAAACUCAGCCCACGCUGGCUAGCCCCAGGGCGCGCGGGUGGAGCGAUUGAUGUGCGUCCUGAAGUCCCCUCCAUCCCGAGGCUGUCCUAGAUGUUCUCCUGUGGCCCUACGUGUCCUCACCUACAUUCAAAACUCCCCAGACUCAGCUCGCACCAAGAAGACCGGUGUGCGUUACUAGGUUCCUGCAGCCCCGGUAACAACCCCCGCGGCGCUUUCUCUUUCCGCCUGGGAGGCUGGAAACCUUGUCCCUAGGACCCCGGGUGGCCGCUGCUGUGCUUCCGGGCGGCUGGGCCGGCCCAGUCUGGGCCGCAGGAGGAGGAAGCCAGCCGGCCCGGGGCUGCUCUUCCCUCUCCGCAUCCCCGCCGCCCCCGCCUCCGCCUCCCAAGUCGGGAACCCCGCCUAGUCCAGCGCCGUGAACUUGAACUCUGGACUAGACCUCGCCGGCCGCCCCGGCGGCCCCCAGCGCGGACUCGCCAUCCCCAUCGCUAAUCCCGGGCGAAAAGGGACGCUGCGGAGAUGGUCGGGCUCUGGCUGGGGCUGGUCGGGCAGAAGCUGCUGCUCUGGGGCGCGGCGAGCGCCGUCUCCCUGGCGGGCGCCACCCUCAUCCUCAACCUCCUUCAGAUGGUGGCCAGUUACGCGAGGAAAUGGCAGCAGAUGAGGCCCAUCCCGACCGUCGCCCGCGCCUACCCCUUGGUGGGACACGCGCUGUUGAUGAAGCCGGACGGGAGAGAAUUUUUUCAGCAGAUAAUUCAGUAUACUGAAGAAUACCGUCACCUGCCACUGCUGAAGCUGUGGAUUGGCCCAGUGCCGAUGGUGGCGCUUUAUAAUGCUGAAAAUGUGGAGGUAAUUUUAACUUGUUCAAAGCAAAUUGACAAAUCUUAUAUGUACAAAUUCCUAGAGCCAUGGCUUGGUCUUGGACUUCUUACAAGUACUGGAAACAAAUGGCGCUCCCGAAGAAAAAUGUUAACACCCACUUUCCAUUUUACAAUUCUGGAAGAUUUCUUAGAUAUCAUGAAUGAGCAAGCGAAUAUAUUGGUUAAUAAACUUGAGAAACAUGUUAACCAAGAAGCAUUUAACUGCUUUUUUUACAUCACUCUUUGUGCCUUAGAUAUAAUCUGUGAAACAGCUAUGGGGAAGAAUAUUGGUGCUCAAAGCAAUGGUGAUUCUGAGUAUGUCCGUGCAGUCUACAGGAUGAGUGACAUGAUACAUCGGAGAAUGAAGAUGCCCUGGCUUUGGCUUGAUCUUUGGUACUUUCUGUUUAAAGAAGGAUGGGAACACAAAAGAGGCCUUAAGAUCCUACACACUUUUACCAACAAUGUCAUUGCUGAACGGACCAAGAAAAUGAAGGAAGUCGGAGACUGUAGAGGUGCUGAUGGGGGCCCUGUCCCUUCCAAAAAUAAACGCAAGGCUUUUCUUGACUUGCUUUUAAGUGUGACUGAUGACGAAGGGAGCAAGCUAAGUCAGGAAGAUAUUCGAGAAGAAGUUGACACCUUCAUGUUUGAGGUACUUUAUAUCCUCAGGUUAUUUUCAGGUAUCAUUAACAUUCCAGAACUCAGGGUAUAGCUCUUGCCUAAGCAUGUACUAGGCCCUAGGUUCAUCCCCAGCAUGGCAGAAACAAACAACAAAUAAAUUCCAGUUAUUUUCAGAGUCUUUCGAAUAAUUUUAACAGGUAAGUCAAUGUUAAAAUAAUUCCAUGUAAUCAGAAAGAUUACUUUAUCAUCAGAAGUGACAGAAUUGAAGAACCUCAUUGAGUACCAGGCCAACUUCCUUAUUCAGAACAAGCUUUAUGUCAUGGUGGAGACCAUAGUAGACACAUUCUUUACUUAAGAAAAGUUAAGGUUUAUCAGACUUUCCCAAGAAGAAGAGCCACACGAAAUUGUUUUCAGUUCUCCAUAUUACUUCAUGCUUCCAAAUCCACAAGUCCAUUUCCUCACUACCUCCUUUUAAAGUUCUAACAAAUAAGCACUUAGCUACUUCAAUGGCUGCUAAGCCAGAGGGCAGUAAGGCUCCUCCAAUGGAGAUCUGACCAGUUUGCCAUGCUAAAGGGGUUUCUGGUCUUUGUAUAUUUUUAAACAGUUCUUUUCACAAAAUAGUUUAAAAUGUUUUAUUAAAAGUUACAAAGAGUAAAACUUUCCAUGUGUGGAUUGCAAUAAAGAUAAACAAUUUUUUUUAAUGGUACUACUCUCCAAAGGGAGGACAGUAGAAUGCAUCCAAGUUUUCAGUGACUUACUGUGUGCUAAGCAUUGUGCUGGCUGCUCUGUUACAGGCAUCUGGAUAUAAUGCCAAUG